AUGUUGAACCAGUGUAGAUAUUGCAGCGAUCUAUUUGAAACGAAAGGCAAACGCGAUAGUCACACGUUAGAUCAACAUGUUUCUACGGUGAUAGUUGGGGAAACAAAUGUGUCUCGUACUGCUUCCGGAUUCCCGUGCCCACGUUGUCGAAAAUCAUUAAAAUCUGCAAAAACCUUGAAGAUACAUUUGGCAAAGAAACAGCUGCCAUGCUUGUUUGUUUACGACUCUGCGCCUCAAUCUGACCCCAGAGAAAGCUUGUCUUUAAAAGUCGAGCCAGAUGCCUUGACCAACACUGCGACAACAGCUGAAACAACAAGCUCUGUGAAUAUCAGCAAGGAGUCACCGCUUAUUGAAUCAACAGCAUCAAACGUAUCAACCGCGUCAACCCUCUUGUUGACCUCAUCACCCACUUCCUCCACGUUAUCUUCUUCAAUUGUACUUGAUGAGUUGAGUUUUUCUCCGCCACCAAUGGAAGAUCGUCUGCUCUUUAACAGUAUCGACGUGUCUGCUCAGUUUUAUAAGUUUCAGCUGGAUGCGCAAAGCCGGCUGCGAGAAGAUGCUGCCUUCACUAUUGAAGAACAUAUGCAACAUAUAUUGGCCUUAUCAUCAGUUCUCUUGCUAAAGCCUGCGCGCACUCAUGAAGAUUUGCACAGGCAUAUCGAUCUUAACACCUGUGAAGGACUUCGCCGACAUAUUCUUUCUAAGCAGCAGACUGCGUAUCAACCAUUCCCAACUUCAACCAGGAACCGACUUGAAGAAAUAAUGGGACAAAUGGAUUUGGAUGGCGACCGAAAUAACAUAUGUACGCGUUUGGGAGCAUCGCGCCAAAUUUCUGCAAUGAUACAGGAGGAUGGCCUCAAUUCUACAAACAGGAUUCUGUUGGCCGUUCGUAACAUGACUUCCGUCAGCGAUGAAGAAAAGCAAGCCACUACACGACCAGAUGCCUCAAUAAAUAUCACAAAUGGAGCAGCAUUGAGUAAGAGAAUUGGCUGCGGUGAGGUAAAAGCGCAAUACCAAGCUCUCAAUCAUCGGUUGGUUGGCAUUGAUUUAAUGCGCAUUACAGUGUUGGCCAAGGCCGCAUCCGAUAAACACAAGUUGAAAGAAAUCUUUACCUUCACUGUUGUCGGCAAAUAUGCCACUUUCUACAUAUUUACUCGCGCCCAAGCUUAUUUGUAUACAAUGUGUGAGAUCGCACAUAUCCAACUACCUCUUACCCUUGAUCAUGUGCCUCUUUUUCUUUCACAACUGGACAAGGUUGUCAGAAUUAUUUCCUGCUUUCAAUAUACUUUAAAUAGCGGCAACCACAGCUAUGCAAAUGAUCCAUUUACACUCACUGAUAACAUGCUCCACAACGCUACGGAUCCCAAAUCGUCACGCAAGCGAAAAUCAAUUACAAGUCAUUAUAACCAUUGA
Molecule: messenger RNA, 1413 nt
Organism: Mucor velutinosus
Lineage: Eukaryota; Fungi; Mucoromycota; Mucoromycetes; Mucorales; Mucoraceae
Exons: 5
Coding region: 1-1413 (470 amino acids)
Source: RefSeq, a predicted model, not a curated record